Carcharodon carcharias (great white shark) is the source of this 2455-nucleotide messenger RNA. RefSeq lists its product as uncharacterized. The transcript is spliced from 10 exons. The coding region runs from base 282 to 1100 and encodes 272 amino acids. Lineage: Eukaryota; Metazoa; Chordata; Chondrichthyes; Lamniformes; Lamnidae. The record is from RefSeq and is a predicted model, not a curated record.
AAUUUUGAAAGCGUGCAGCUGUAGUAUUUUACCCAUAAAGGGUUAAAUGAUUAUUGAAAUUAUGCCUGUAGCAGAGUACAAGGAAGUGUUUUGGCAAGCCAACCUUGAUUGUCUAGUUCUAGUGGGGGUGGUGCUAUCACACGUACACCUGUACUAGGUCACAAAAAAGCUGAUCCUUUGUGAGAAAAGCAGAAGAGUUUUGUGGAAACUGCAACUCCAGAUCAGCCUCAUCAAUGCAUAAAUGUUUCCACCGAGUCAACUGCAAAUCAUAAACGCUCGUUAUGAUGGCUUCUAGUGAGAAUGGCAAAGACCUGGUUUUUGAAGGAUAUUUGAAAAAGCGAAAAGAUAAGAUGAGGUUUGCUUGGGCAAAAUACUGGUUUAGACUCCAAAAUACCACCUUAUUUUUCUACACUGAAAAGGAUUGUGAGUCGUGUCACCUCCGCGGUCAAUACUAUAUCUACAUGGUUCAGUCCGUGAGAGAAAUCAAAGCCACAAACCAUGAAUAUCCCUUUGAAAUAGUCAUGAAAAACGGGAAGAGGAAAUUGCUGGCUGCGGAAAGGUCGGAUCUGCGGGCUGUAUGGAUGGAGUUUCUGUGGAAAGCCAUGCAGCUUCCUGGACCAGGGAAGAAGAACUCCGCUUGUACAUGGCACGACAUCCCCUGUCUGAUUGAAAGAGCAGCGUCACUUUGUCAGGACACGACCAAGCGGGAACAUUCCUCAUUGUUCAGCUCCUCAGACAUACAGAGUCAGGACUUCACCUCAGACACUGUACAUCUCCACAAAUCUUCUGUUGCAUCUCGGGAGACUUCGUUUAAGUAUUUAAACAUUUUAGAUAUCACAUGUGACCACCUCCCAGAUAAACAGGAGACAAAGGCAGAUGUUGAUCUGAGUCCAUGGCCUGAAGUUGCUGGCAAAGUCAACUGUCAGAGUGGGGUCUAUGAUGUUCCUAAGUCCUUUGAGAAGUUAAAGAUCGAUUCCAAUGUUCAGUCUUACUCUGAUGAACCGUUCACCUCCAGCUCCAACACAGGACUGUUGGAUGAAAUCAUUUCAGACUGCAGGAUUUCUACAUACCACUGGCUGGAUUCCACUGAGACACAGUGAGCGUACAAAAAGUUUAGAAACUCCUGUGAAUGCAUCUAUUCCAACCUAACGCCAGCUGCAGAACAUGGGGUUGAAAGGAGCUCUCGCCAAGGCACUAAAGUGCUUUCCAUAUCAUUUCAUUGUGUUCCUGCUUGGUUACACACAGUCAUGUCUUUUUUUAUCAUCUUUGUUACGUGCUGAAAUGGCAGAAAAUGUCACCUAGGUAACGACUCAAGUGCAAAAUCGCUAGCACACAUGCAAACGCUGUAAAUCAGGAACAUUCAAACAAAAAGUAUUUCAUGCAAUUUGAGGCUGUUGACUUUUGGCACAGAAUUAAUUGUGAAAUUGCAAAUGAACACAGCACAUUUUAAACUACAGUAUAAUACUUAAAAAAUUGAGAAAGUACAUUUAUUUGACUGUGAACCUCCUGGUUUAUAAUGUGGAACUCAUUGUCCUGUGUUCUCAAGCAACAGGGUGACAUUUAGAACAAGAGUAAAAGGGAACUGUGUCUAUCUUAUGCAAAGUACCGUAAAAUCCAAACUAUCAGUCGCAUCCAUGUAUACAUUGAUUCCUAUUUAAAAUAACUUCUUAUUGUAGCUGGGCUGGUAUACAAGUCAUUGACCUUUAUAAUCUACAGCUGGCAACAGAUUUCAUUCAUGCACAGGAUUCUCCCUUUGUAUUCUCACCAAUUUUCUUCCGUGCUCUAAAGGCACUGGUCCCAGCCUGAAUGUAGUUCUGUUUGACUCCCAGCUACCGUAUAGAAUGGCUUUUCACUCCCUCAAUCCAACUUCAAAUCCAGCCCAGACUGAUAAGAUCCAAAUAUAUUUUUGCCCUCUGACUGUAAAGGGGUCCCAAAUAAAAGAUCUUUGACGAUCACAGAUCAGAUGCAAUUGCCCAUCAAAAUUGCCUGAGUUCGGUACCUACUGGCAAUCUCAGUCACAGAGGGCACUGGAUGGAUGGUGUGGGAAAUUUCACACAUGCAGUGGAAGCAGCUACUCUGAGGUUAGAGUUGAACGUCUUGUUGGGGCAGAGUGGUGAGGUUUACUCAGCAUCUAACUCUCAAAAGUACCAGGCUUGGGAGAUAAAUACACAUGGGCACCUUAAAUGGCAGUGUUUCAAUCCCAGCACGAACUUCACAAAUAAAACAAGCUAUUGGAUGUCUGAGAUGAGAUUUACUGUAUAUGAGAUGUCUGCAUACCAGGUGUCUGAGAUGAGAUGUAUCCUUGAUUGGACUUAUGUUAUUCAUACCUUGUAUAUAUGAAUCUUAUUGUCCCACAAAGUUUAUAUUCACUGAUUUUUUUUAAUGUGUGGGAUUUGUUGUGUAUUGUGCUGUAUACUCAUAAUAAAAAUAUUACAGAACUAUCUGCUUCAGAACU